AUGGCUUGCCAAAGCUGCCGAUACCAGGCUAGGCUCCUGGCCCGGAGCCUGCGCGCCACCGCCGACCUCGCGUCCGCAUCGCCCUCCCAGCAGACCUCCAUCGCCGCGACAGCACGCCGGGCGGCAUUGACGACAUCCAAGACCGGCCCGGCGGCGGCGGCGGCGGCGGCGACUACCACCAUGGGGAGGAGGUACUUCAGCCAGACGGCGACGCGGCGGGAUGCGGCGCCGUCAUCCGGCGGGCUCAAGCAGGCCAUUGCGUCGGGCAUGAUGGCCGCCGCGCCAAAGACCAUGGCCGCGACCCUGACUACCUCCCGCCUCGAGGCGCUGUACAAGAUCUGCUCCUCGCCGGCGCUGUACAAGAUCUCGGAGCAGGAGCGCGCCAAGGAUAUGGUGCGCAUGACGGCCGAGGGCGAGGAGGUCGGAGACCCCAUCGGACCGUGGUUGCAAUUCCUCGACCUCCAACCCGGCUUCAGCUCCUGGUCCCAAGCCACGAUGCUGCACAUGUACCUCGUCCUCGCCCGCCUGCGCUGCCUCGACCGCGACAGCUCCCGCAACCUGCAGCACCAGUUCAUCGACCAGUUCUUCUUCGACUGCGAGCGCAUGAUGCACCUCAACCACGGCAUGACCUCGUCCGCCCUCCGCCAGCGCUACCUAAAGGAGAUUUUCGUCCAGUGGCGCGGCCUCAUCGCCGCCUACGACGAGGGCGUCGUCAAGGACGACAAGGUCCUCGGCGCCGCCGUGUGGCGGAACCUGUUCAAGAGCCGCGAGGACGCCGAUCUGCGACAGGUCGCUGCCGUGGUCGCGUGGAUGCGCGCUACGCUUCAGGAUCUGGAGGCGGCGCCCGUGGAGGAUAUUCUUGUCGCGCCGGCAAAGGUGUUCAAGAGGGAUGUGAAAGAGAUGUUUGCUCUUGUUGAUGCUGUUGGAUCGCAGGUUAAGGGGGAUGUUGCUAAGCUUGGUGGUGGUCAGGAGGCGGCGGCGGCGGCGAAGGCGUAA
Molecule: messenger RNA, 996 nt
Organism: Colletotrichum phormii
Lineage: Eukaryota; Fungi; Ascomycota; Sordariomycetes; Glomerellales; Glomerellaceae
Product: ubiquinol-cytochrome C chaperone
Exons: 2
Coding region: 1-996 (331 amino acids)
Biological process (GO): mitochondrial respiratory chain complex III assembly
Cellular component (GO): mitochondrion
Source: RefSeq, a predicted model, not a curated record